AUGGCUCUCCCAGAAGUGCCGCUUACUAUUUCGACGAUGGCCACACAUACUAAUAUUUGGAGACUGGCGGGUUCUAUUUUGGUUAUGGUCGUGCUACGAUCCGCCUGGGUGGUUGUUUAUCGGCUCUUCUUCCAUCCACUUGCGAAGAUCCCGGGCCCGACUCUUGCAAGUGCAACAUUUUUAUACUCGACUUGGUAUAAUCUUGUGGGCGCACGAUUUUACCUUCAUAUCGAAAGGCUACACGAGAAAUACGGUCCCAUCAUCCGAAUUACGCCAAAUGAAAUCCAUCUAAGUGACCCCGAGAACUGCGAGAAAAUAUACUUUGUGGGAUCACGAUAUGCCAAAGAUCCUAUAUUCUAUGACGCAUUCGGCACGAAAAAAUCCGUUUUUAUAACAUCAACCCCGGAGGCCCACCGCAUAAAACGAGCUGCGUUGAAUCCUUUCUUCUCGCGGAAAAAGGUGCUCGAUCUAGAGGGUAUUGUGCAUGAGAAGGCACAAAAGUUGGUAGCCCGUAUGAAGAAAGCAUUUGAGUCUUCUGACGGCAUCGACCUUCAUCAUGGUUUUCGCGCAAUAUCGAUCGAUGUUAUCACGGACUAUGCUUUUGAUAAUUCUUACAACUUUCUUGACGAGGAGGACUUUGGAGUUGGGUUUUUCAAUAGUAUCCGGGCCAUAGGGCCUGCUCUGUGGUUCUUCCAACAGUUUCCUGCUAUCCAGGAUUUGGCUCUCCACAUACCCUACUGGCUUGCAAAGCGUCUUAGCGGUCCAUUAGCAAGUAUGAUGUUGCAGCAGGAGGACGCUCGUCGUCAGAUUCUUCGAGUCAAGUAUGCUGUUGAGAGAGGCGAAAAGGCGUCACGAACCACCAUCUUCCAUCAACUUUUACAACCUGAUGCGGCUGAAGCGUAUCCCACUGUGGACGACCUGGCAGACGAAGCUACUAACGUGCUUGGAGCUGCAGCGGACUCGACUGGAAAUGCUUUAACCAUUGCAGCAUAUAAUGUUGUUCGCAACCCAACCAUCUAUGCCAGAGUAUCAGCCGAGCUCCAAAACGUGUUUCCAGACCCUUGUUCUUCCAUGGACUUCCCUACGCUGGAGAAGCUUCCGUACUUGACUGCCGUGAUAAAAGAAGCACUGCGGCUAUCGUUUGGUGUUCCCGGUCGAGUACCUCGGGUGGUCCCAUAUUCUGGGGCUGAAUUUAACGGCCAUAAAGUUCCUCUAGGGACCGUGGUGAGCAUGAGCGCCUGGAUGAUGCACCAUAACACGAACCUCUUCCCAAACGCAGAGGUAUUCGACCCUGAACGAUGGCUGGAUCCUACACAGGCGAAAAUGCUCGAACGGUAUUUGUUCGCUUUUGGGAAAGGUUCACGACAAUGUAUUGGAAUGCCACUCGCCUAUUGCGAGCUCUACGUAACAUUAGGCCGGGUGUUUCGCCAGUUUGACAAUUUGAAGACGCCAGCAAAGACUAGGGAGGAGAUGCUAUAUAAUGAUUACUUUUCAGGGCAUCACCCGGAGAAGAACAAUAAAUUUGUCUUCCGACAGUCUUAG
Molecule: messenger RNA, 1542 nt
Organism: Aspergillus versicolor CBS 583.65
Lineage: Eukaryota; Fungi; Ascomycota; Eurotiomycetes; Eurotiales; Aspergillaceae
Product: cytochrome P450
Exons: 7
Coding region: 1-1542 (513 amino acids)
Molecular function (GO): oxidoreductase activity, acting on paired donors, with incorporation or reduction of molecular oxygen; iron ion binding; heme binding
Source: RefSeq, a predicted model, not a curated record